Ipomoea nil (Japanese morning glory) is the source of this 1108-nucleotide messenger RNA. Its product is annotated as 2S sulfur-rich seed storage protein 2-like. The transcript has a single exon. NCBI's taxonomy places the organism in Eukaryota, Viridiplantae, Streptophyta, Magnoliopsida, Solanales, Convolvulaceae. Gene Ontology annotation, molecular function: nutrient reservoir activity. The record is from RefSeq and is a predicted model, not a curated record. Bases 278 to 925 code for a protein of 215 amino acids.
UUCCAAAUAUUUGUAUCUGUAUUAGCACGAACAAACGACACAAUGCCACGACUAUAUGUGGAGGGCUGGACGUGGCAACUCGAAAACGAUAAACGUUAGAAAUGCAAAUCUGCGACACACUGAAUAAAUUGGGAAAUGGGAAUAAUCAAACAGAUAAGAAGAGAAAACAAAUCAAGGUGGGGAAGUUUUUUUGCAUGGCUACUGGUACGUGGAAGCUCCGCCCUGAAACACCGACAUCUGGUGGCGCAAGUUGGCCACCGCUCUCCACGUUAUACCCAUGCAUGCACUGCACUGUCUCCUCAUCUCCACUAUAAAACCCACUCCCAUUCCCUCAUUCCUCCUCACCAACAACUAUCUUCACUCCAAUAAUACCAUUCUCCCACUUCUUCCCCUACCAGAAAUGGCAAAGCUUGUAGCGAUGGCGGCGGUGUUGGUGGCCCUCUUGGCCAUGACGGCGGCCAACGCCUUCCGCACCACCAUCACGGAUGAGCAAUCCCGGAGCCGGCAGCAACAUGGCAGCCAGCAGCGGCAAUGCGAGCAGCAGGUCCAGCAGCAGAGCCAAGAGCUCCGCCACUGCGCCAGGUACCUGUCCCAAGACCUUAUGAGCAACCACUUCAUAAGGAUGAAAUCCUCCAGCUGGAGAAUGCCGCAGCAACAGCAACAGCACCUGAGGCAAUGCUGCAACGCAUUAGACAACUUCGACCGCGAGUGCCGAUGCGAAGCCGUGAAGCAAGCAUUGAGAUGGGUGCAACAGGAACAGCAGGAGCAGGAACAGGGACAAGAACAGGAACAAGGACAGGGACAAGAACAGGAACAGGAACAAUGGGAGCAGCUGGAACGACAGGUUCUGGAGAAGGCUAAGUAUCUUCCUCAAGUCUGCAACCUUGAGCCCCAAAAAUGCCAAGUCAGAACUUUCUACUUCUAAAUGUCGGGAGGGGUGGCAAGGAUCAAUCUCGUGCUUUAACCUACCACGUAGUGGACAAUAAUAAUGAUAAUGAUAACAAUAAAGAUAAGUUCACUCCCUCUAGCUAUGACCUAGAGUUUUCCUGGGUGAAUUUUGAUGUAAAAACUAAUAAUUAUCAAUAAAAGCACGUGAUUCGGAGAUCAA